GACUUUUAACCCAGAGCUUUAUUGUGAAGGCGCGGGCCGGAUGUGCGCCGUGUUCCGCUCUGUGGCUUGACUCCGCGCAGCGUCGUCUCUCUCUUCCUCCGCUCGGAGGGAUUUUCUCUCCGCCGACCUGCGUCCAGUCACGGCGUCUCUGCUGCACACGGAGACCUGGAAGAGUCCGACCGGAUCCGCCCGAAGUCUGGAGCGCCCGAGCUCAUCGGAAAAUAAACCCGCGGAUGGUUCUGUCUCCAGGCGGGGGACCUGGAAACCCGGGCCCGCAGUAGGAGCAGGGAGGAGGCCCCGACGCCCCCUUGUUCUGACCCAGAAAACAGCACCGACGGCCGGGCUGCCUGUCUACUAGAAGGCCGGCUAGCCUCUGGCCACGCCGGAGCUCGCAGGCUGGCUAACGGAUAACGGGAUACUUUAGUUCUUAUUAUCGAUCAGGAGGAUUUUCUCCGCUGAGAUAAAUAAAUCGCGACCUUCUGGAGAUCGGGGAGCUGGUAGCUAGCUACCUCCGGCUAGCUGUCCCAGUUAGCUGCGUCUCUCCCCGGCUACCAGAGAGCGGAGGCUCCGGAGCGGGGACGGAGGAACCGUCUCCCGGUACUUUGUCUUCAUCCCACGGACUUCACCGGAGAAACCGACCAUGGCUGCUUUAAUCAAAGAGAUCGUCAGCAGGAAUAAAAGGCGAUACCAGGAGGACGGGUUCGACCUGGACCUGACCU
Micropterus dolomieu (smallmouth bass) is the source of this 719-nucleotide messenger RNA. Its product is annotated as phosphatidylinositol 3,4,5-trisphosphate 3-phosphatase and dual-specificity protein phosphatase PTEN. Gene Ontology annotation, molecular function: protein tyrosine phosphatase activity; phosphatidylinositol-3,4,5-trisphosphate 3-phosphatase activity. Lineage: Eukaryota; Metazoa; Chordata; Actinopteri; Centrarchiformes; Centrarchidae. Gene Ontology annotation, cellular component: nucleus; cell projection; plasma membrane. The record is from RefSeq and is a predicted model, not a curated record. Gene Ontology annotation, biological process: phosphatidylinositol 3-kinase/protein kinase B signal transduction; cell motility; regulation of phosphatidylinositol 3-kinase/protein kinase B signal transduction.